AUGGCUAAGUCGAAUCUUUUAGAUCUAUUAAACUCGUACAGAGGUUGUUUCGCUUUUACUACCAGUGAAUUAGGAAAGACUUCAAUUGUUGAAAUGCGAAUAAAAUUAAAUGAUGCUGCACCGGUUACCUAUCGUCCUUACAGAUUAUCUCUUUCUGAAAGAGAAAAGGUCAACAGCAUAAUUAAUGAACUUUUGACCAAUGAAAUUAUAAGGGAAUCUGAUUCUGAAUAUGCAAGUCCCAUCAUACUUGUUUCAAAAAAAAAUGGUGACCUUCGACUUUGUGUCGAUUACCGCGCAUUAAAUCGAAAAACCAUCAAAGAUAAAUAUCCGAUGCCAUUGAUUGAAGACCAAAUAGAUAACCUGCAAGGCCAAAGGUAUUUUACUACGUUAGAUCUGACGCAGGGUUACCAUCAGAUCCCUAUGUCAGAAGAUUCUAAACACCUUACUGCAUUUGUUACUCCAGAUGGACACUUUGAAUACAAUCGAAUGCCAUUUGGACUAACAAAUGCACUCGCAGUAUUUCAAAGGAUGAUCCAUAAGUUACUAAACAAACACAAAAUCCCGGGUGUUAUGGCAUACAUGGAUGAUAUUGUUAUCGGGGCAAAGACCAUUACUGAAGGGAUAGAAAAAUUACAUCAAGUUUUAAAUAUUUUGCGUGAAGCGAACUUAACGUUAAAUUUAAAGAAAUGCCAUUUUUUCAAAACCACAAUUGACUAUUUGGGAUUUGAAGUGUCGGAAAAUGGAAUUCGCCCUGGUACACGGAAAACAGAAGCUGUAUUGUCGUUUCCAACACCUCGAAACCCCCAUGAAAUUCGACAGUUUAUCGGGUUAGCCAGUUUCUUCAGAAAGUUCAUCCGCAAUUUUGCUACUAUUGCUCGACCAUUAACUUCGUUAACUAAAGCGAAUACCCCAUGGACUUGGGGGGAAGAUCAAAUUAAAUCUUUCCUUAAAAUUAAAGAAAUACUUACAAACAGGCCUGUGUUAGCAAUAUAUAACCCAACCUACUUGACCGAACUGCAUACAGAUGCAAGUCAACUCGGAAUAGGCGGCAUGUUGUUGCAAAAGGAGAACGAGAAAUCACCUCUUCGGGCUGUCGCAUAUUACAGCCGGCAGACUUCGGUAGAAGAACAACAUUUUCAUUCAUACGAGUUAGAAACUCUUGCGGUGGUAAUGUCCUUAAAUAGAUUUCGUGUCUAUUUGCUGGGAGUUCAAUUCAAGAUAGUUACCGACUGCAACGCUUUAAGGACAGCAUUAACCAAGACGGAUCUUGUACCGAGAUUGCAAGGUGGUGGCUUCUUGUUCAAGAUUUCGAUUUUUCGAUCGAAUAUCGACCUGGUACGCAAAUGCAACAUGCGGACUCUUUGA
Molecule: messenger RNA, 1365 nt
Organism: Parnassius mnemosyne (clouded apollo)
Lineage: Eukaryota; Metazoa; Arthropoda; Insecta; Lepidoptera; Papilionidae
Source: the annotation of a GenBank genome assembly